Zerene cesonia (dogface butterfly) is the source of this 1430-nucleotide messenger RNA. RefSeq lists its product as uncharacterized. Gene Ontology annotation, molecular function: nucleic acid binding. Bases 236 to 1279 code for a protein of 347 amino acids. The record is from RefSeq and is a predicted model, not a curated record. The transcript has 6 exons. Lineage: Eukaryota; Metazoa; Arthropoda; Insecta; Lepidoptera; Pieridae.
CUGCGCCCAGCGCCACCCUUGUUUAAUAGUUUAACUGACAUUUUCUUUGUCACUGCUGUAUUGCUUACUUGCUGUGAUUGUAAAUUUGCUUUUGAUUAAAGACAAUAUUUACGGUACCAAGAUAUUUGUACAGAAGGGAGAAAAAGGACCGUCUGUACAUACCUUACUACAAGAAAACCUUUUAUUGCGUUCAUCAACAGUAUUCGUAAUUGUAUUAAAAAUCGAUUCACAAAAUAUGCCGUAUUAUGUUAUUGUCAGCGGUCUUCCUAAAACAGUAAAGAAGCAGAAAAUGGUGCAUUUCCUGGGUCAAUUUGUUUUCAAACGACCUCCAGUAAAAUUCUGGAUAGAAUCGCUCAGUACGGCUCCUGACUCGUCCAAUCAGAUGGUGAUUCGUUUUGAAUCACCCAAUGCUGCAGAGAAGGCUGUAGCAACCCUCCAAGACUAUCCGUUCCAGCAUACAGAUCAACAAAUAUACUUACUGAAGUGCUACAUGAAAGAUGAGCAAGCCAUACCUCAGGAAAACAAUGAUUAUGAGGAGAAGAGGCAAUGGCCUGUGGAACACCAAAGAGCUUACUCCCCAGUGAGGUCACGAAGUCCUCAUAUCAAUGAGGAACUUUCCAAAAUUGAGUUGGAGAUAGAACUGACAAAUCGAAAACGAAUGCUAGUUGAGGCGGAACAGAAACUAAUCAUGGAACAAAAACGGUUGGAAAUGCUACAAAAUGCCGGGCCAAGCACGGUCAUUUCAGAGGAGAGCGAGGUCGCGAUCAAAAUUAAAAAACAACCGACUCUAAAAAAAGAGCGUAAGCGACCCCAAGAUCAGAACAACAAAGCUGGCGAGAAUCGGGGCUGCAAAUUAUACUGGCCUUGCCGAAUCAUCGGGAAGGAGAUGAAUAACAUAAUUCGAAUUCACAUAGCUCAAGAGACACGACCGAUAUUUAAUGCCUUGUUGCGCACACAUGUAAAGCAACGCAUAUUGAACGUUUUACAAGGCAUGGUGGUAUUUAACACGAAAAGAAUCAUAGCAAUGUACAGACAAGUUUAUCCUAUGUACACAGAUGAAAAAUUCGUUUUAACUCUUAGAGAUAUGAUUAGGCAAGGCCAGUUGCCCGACGAGCUGCUGCAGCAAUCUAAACAAAUUGGCCAGCAGUAUACAGACUCUGUUAAUUCUGACAUGACUAGCUCCCAAGUCAGCAGCAGUAACGUCGACCCUCUAGAUUUACCCAUUCACGAACUGAGCCAUGAUUUAGACGAUUGGACAGAAGACUGCGAUGUUAAAUAAUAAAAAAAGCCAGAGGGAAGCACACAAUAACAUAAGUUUUUAUUAUUAUGUUUAAGACCUUUAUUUAAAGGUAAUGUUUUAGCAUAUCUUUAGAAUUACGUUGAACUAAAAUAUCUUAAUAUAUAAAAGGAAAACAUAUUUAGAAUAAAUA